Molecule: messenger RNA, 2880 nt
Organism: Brettanomyces bruxellensis
Lineage: Eukaryota; Fungi; Ascomycota; Pichiomycetes; Pichiales; Pichiaceae
Exons: 1
Coding region: 1-2880 (959 amino acids)
Biological process (GO): regulation of transcription by RNA polymerase II
Cellular component (GO): mediator complex
Molecular function (GO): transcription coregulator activity
Source: RefSeq, a predicted model, not a curated record
AUGUCAGAGACUACGACUACAUUGGGUCAACCUCAAUUGGAUCGCCUUGUUUUGAUCAGUUUGAGGAAGAAGUUCCACCCUUUGACAUUUGGUAAACUUUACAGGGAAUACAAAUUUAAAACACUUUCAGGCUCAAAUGAUGCUAAAAUUGACUUAUUGCCUCUUUUCCAAGAUUGCUCUUCAUCAGCAUUACAAUUAAAGUAUAUAUUUGAGGUUCUUGUAACCAAUGACCUAGACAACACGUUCGAAGAUCUUGUCAACUUUUUUUCAACAUAUUUAGCCAAAUUAAAGCAAGAAGAUCAAACGGCUAUCCUGGUAUAUUUCAAUCAAAUAUCGGAUGAAUUUCCUUGGAAAAGCCUUGGUUGUCACGAAGAAUUUCUUAAAGCCCUUGGAUCUUUCCUUGAAUCGUUUCCCAAAUUUCAGAGUUCAUUAGAUAAUGAUGCCAAAUUCAUUCUAAUGCUAACAAAAUUUGUGGCAAAUAUUCUUAGUAGUGGGUCAAAGAUAUUCCCACAAUUCACUCAGGACAUUUUGAACUAUCUGGAAUAUUUGAAAAAAAACGGCUUUAAUUCUUCCUAUGAAUACUUGAAUGCAUCUUUCAGCGACUAUAACUUAUCAGCGGUCAAGAAGGGUUAUAACACACUAACUGUCUCUCAAAAUGGUAGACAGGGAUCGUUGGAAUCUGCAAAACUUUUGAAGAUGAGAAAGAUUUUAUGGCUUUCACAACAAUUUAUUGUGAAGUAUUCUCCUGUUAACGAGAAACUUAUUCGGGUAUUCAAACGUGUACUUAACUUGUCUAGUGUCACAACUGCAGCUACGAAUACAUCAAUUGCCUAUGAAUUUACUACGUCAAUGUUUGAUUGCUUACUUUUAUCGACGAAGAGGACCAGAGAUGUUUGGAUCAACGCUAUCACCAACAAAUUACCUCUGGUAAUGAAACUAUUAAAGAUAAGUCAGGCUAAAUUAGCAACUACACUGCAAAACAUUGCAGAUGCUUCUAAUGUUGAUCAGAAUAGGCAGGUGUUCAUCAAAUUUUUAAAGAAUUUGAUCACACUUGAUUUGGUAAAGCCUGAGCAUCUUCAGAGAAUUGUUACGAAUGCACCCAGUACUUUAGCUAUGAAAAAUAUAAAGACAGAGGAGGUGGUGGCUACUUAUAACAAUAUUUUUCACAAAAGUAAUCCCGAGUUCUCUUCUAUUGAAGAGUCUGGGGCAUUGAACUUUAUGAAGACAGUGAGCCAAUCUAUUUUGUACAUGCAAACGGUUUCAAAGUUGAUACUAGACUCAAUACGUACUUUUAUUACAGAAAAAGAUAAUCUUAGACUGAGGAGGAUUCUUAUAUCUUUGGCAUCCGAGAAAUCAGUACUGGAUUACGUUCUUUUGGAGAGAUCACCAUAUGACUUCAUUCAAAAGCUUUUGUCGUAUUUAGACCAACUUGUUGAUACUAAACCUGGAACAGAAACAAAAAGCGACCAGUUCAUGAGAGAAAAUAAUGAGGAUUUCAUGGAUCUUGAUUUGGGUAGCGACGAUGCUUCAAACGCCCAGGAAUUUUUCACCGAUUUAGGAACUGUUUUAAUAUUUGUUCAGUAUGCCGUCUACAGGUACAACAUGAAUCUUUGGAAAUUUGAGAAGAAUGAUAUUACUCUGCAAUUAUUGAAUAAUGCCAGUACUAUCAAUUCAAAUGACUAUUUGGAAAAGCUUCAGGAUCCUUCCUCGGAACUAAAUAAAAUCAUGAACAAAUGGAUCAGUUCAUUGUUUAACAGCGAUAACACAGAUGGAAUAUCGGACGAUCUUAUUAAAAUGUGCAGCUUACGUGAUUAUCAUUUUAUAAUGCCCAGAAUAUUGGAAGAGGCAAUAAUGGCAUACAGCUCCUGUUUGAUCGAUGAAGAUUCUUUGAUUGGUGGAUUGGAGUAUUUUUAUCAACCUUUUUUGAUUAACAACCUUACAACUAUUUUCAGAUACUUGGUGAAUGCCAGCUGGGAGAAAGAAGGACAAAAUUCAAUUAUCACCCUCACCAAGAUUCUUGAGAAAUUGAGUAAACCAGGUGAAAUGAACGAUGAAGCUCGAAUAUUACACUCAAUGGUGAUGGAGAAUGUUAAUGAUGUGGUGUUUACCGCACUUGAAAAUUUGAGUGGUCUACCACAGGUGGAGAACUAUCUUAAACAACUAAAAAAGCCAGAUCCGGAUAGCACCGACUUAAGCGGACUUAUAACAUAUAUUUUAGAAGGUAAACCAGCUAAGUUUGAACUCCCUGAAGUCUACAUGAUUGCUGAUUCUAUUGGAGAGCGAUUAGAUAUGUUUUAUGAUGAACUCACAUUCAUUCUUUCCACAUCUACAAAGGAUGGAGGAAAUUCCCACGUUAACAAUAGAUUGGCGGAGGCGCUUGACUAUGAACUAAUUGCUUCUUUGAUGGUUUACUAUUCCUCCUUUAAAACAUGCACACCAUUGAAAUCAUGGGUGAACCAUUUAAACUACUUUAACGAAAAAAGAAACUUGGAUAUUGCUUACGAUAGGGUGCCUUCAAAUAGUUUAACAAUUACAAAUAGUGCUUCUACGAAGCAUGAGGAAGAAACAGCUUCUGAUAGUAAAGAAAAUAUAACGGGUACUCAUACGGGCUCAUCUUUUGAUGAGAGUUUGAUGGGCUUUGUGAAAGAUCCAGAAGAAGCGGAACAGAAUAACAUUACAGUCAAGUUAGAUCCAGAUGCCAUGAUUGAUGAUUCCAAAGAGGAAAACAGUUUAGAAAAAAUAGAAGAAAAGAGGGAUAAAGGAAAAAACGAGUGCGAUUUGUUUAUCGUCAAUCUACUUAUUUUGAUUAGGUACAAUGAUCCAAAAGUCAUGAACAACUUGAUUACAAGAAUAUUAUCGAACCUAGAGUGCAUACAUUGA